GACAGCACUGCCCACGAACACAGCACGCCAUGGACCAGGAGGAUGACAAGAACUCUGUGGACAUUCAUGACAACCCUCCAGCUCCUGACAACGUGGUGAAGGAGGACAGAGACACUGUGUAUUUCAUUUAUGAGGAGGAGGUGGAGGUGGAGGAGAAGGAGCCAGAACCUCCUGAGCCUGUUGUCCGGGUCAACGACAAACCCCACAAGUUCAAGGACCACUACUGCAAGAAACCCAAGUUCUGUGACGUCUGCGCUCGCAUGAUCGUCUUGAAUAACAAGUUUGCAUUAAGGUGUAAAAACUGCAAGACCAACAUCCACCAUUCGUGCCAGUCAUAUGUUGAGUUCCAGCGAUGUUUUGGGAAAAUUCCGCCUGGAUUCAGACGGGCGUACAGCUCCCCCCUGUAUGGCAGCGACCAACCGGAUCCCAACAAUCCAAACCGGAAUGACCCCGUCUUUGACACUUUGCGAGUUGGAGUCAUCAUGGCCAAUAAGGAACGGAAGAAGAAUGAAAAUGACAAGAAGAACAUGAUGAUGAUGAUGGAGGAGGAAGAAGAAGAGAGCCACCAGCCUAAAGAGAACGAGGAGGGAGGAGAAGGGAAACCUGACGAGAAGAAGGAGAAAGGUGGAGACAAAGCAGACGAGAAGACCAAAGGCACUUUUUCUCAGUCCCACUAUUAUUUGGCUCUGUAUCGCUUCAAGGCUAUUGAGAAAGACGACCUGGACUUCCAUCCUGGAGAUCGGAUCACAGUACUGGAUGACUCCAAUGAAGAGUGGUGGAGAGGAAAGAUGGGGGAUAAAACAGGUUAUUUUCCCACCAAUUACCUGAUAAAAGUGCGUGCUUCAGAAAGGGUUUUCAAAGUCACGCGCUCGUUUGUCGGGAACAGAGAAAUGGGACAAAUCACGCUGAAAAAAGAUCAGAUUGUAGUGAAGAAAGGAGAUGAAAAAGGCGGCUACCUGAAGGUCAGCACCGGACGCAAGCUGGGCUACUUUCCUGCUGAUUUGCUGCAGGAGAUCACUGUGACAUAGAAACUGUGAGAUACAGAGAGAAAAAAAGAAGUGUGGACUUUGUAAAGGACAAAGACAAACACUGAUGAUUCUACAUUUGUUAUGAAAGCUACCAUGUUCCAUCACAUCAGCUUGUCUGUGCCUUUGACACCAACA
Molecule: messenger RNA, 1163 nt
Organism: Thalassophryne amazonica
Lineage: Eukaryota; Metazoa; Chordata; Actinopteri; Batrachoidiformes; Batrachoididae
Gene: stac3
Product: SH3 and cysteine rich domain 3
Exons: 12
Coding region: 30-1028 (332 amino acids)
Biological process (GO): positive regulation of voltage-gated calcium channel activity; skeletal muscle contraction; positive regulation of protein localization to plasma membrane
Cellular component (GO): extrinsic component of cytoplasmic side of plasma membrane
Molecular function (GO): protein binding
Source: RefSeq, a predicted model, not a curated record